Molecule: messenger RNA, 1605 nt
Organism: Diorhabda sublineata
Lineage: Eukaryota; Metazoa; Arthropoda; Insecta; Coleoptera; Chrysomelidae
Product: rRNA methyltransferase 3, mitochondrial
Exons: 1
Coding region: 58-1272 (404 amino acids)
Biological process (GO): RNA processing
Molecular function (GO): RNA methyltransferase activity; RNA binding
Source: RefSeq, a predicted model, not a curated record
AAGUACUUAUAAAACAGAAGAAGUAUAUAAUCAUAAAAUUGUUGUAAAUCUCUGAAAAUGUUUAAUAAAAUAAAAAUUUUAUUAUUAUCCGAAAGUUUUUUAAAUCUGACUCAACAGUCUCGUUGUUUGGCAAGGUGGUUUAAUCGCAAACCGGUUAAUGUAAUUUCAAGUGAAGAAUAUGACGAAGAAACAGAUACCCGAAUAACUCAGAAAAGUAGUAAGAAAACUGCAUGGAAUGAGAAUUAUUUUUCAAAUAAAUCAAAUGAAAAAAAGGAACCCAAAGAUGUUAAACCUCUCACCAUUUCAAAACGAAUGCCCGUGUCAAAAGUUAUUGUAGAUAUGUUAGAAACAACAAUAGAUCAAAAUGGCAAUUUCAUAUAUACCAAAAUGAACAAUAAUGAUGUGCGAAUAACAAAAAUACUUACGGAGAUCAAGUCAAAUAAAGAACGGGACAAAAAAGAUCUCAUUCUACUUGAGGGUAAAAGAUUAAUCAAGGAUGCAUUAGAUGCCAAAUGCAAGUUAGAGUAUUUAUUAUUUAGCAGAUUUGAUGAAGUAGAAUUCUUAAGACCUUCAAUUCUAAAACUUGGUGCUAAAUUGUACAAAAUGCCUUACCGAGAAAUUCAAAUGUGGUCUGAUUUAGUUACCAGUCCUGGUGUGAUGGGCAUUUUUAAAACUCCCAACUUAGAACUCUAUAAACCUAAACAAGAUACUUUACCACUAACUCUCAUUUGUGACAACAUUCGAGAAGCUGACAAUUUAGGUGCUAUUUUGAGAACUAGUAGUGGAGUUGGAUGUGAACAAGUACUUUUAACUAAAGGUUGUGUCAAUGUUUGGGAUUCAAAAGUGCUUAGGAGUGCUUGUGGUGCUCAUUUCAAACUAAAAAUUUUAAAGAAAUGUGACUUAGAAACCAUUCAAGAUAACUUACCCACAGAAUACAAUAUAUUUAUUGCUGACAAUAAGAUUGUUUCACUCAGUACUGUGGAAAAAAGUUCUGAUAAACAAGUGUUAUCUGAAUUAGUGAGAUCUAUACCUCUUUUACCAUAUUAUAGUGUAGCUUUUGAUCCAAAUAAACAUAAUGUGCUCAUUGUAGGAGGGGAAACUGAAGGAAUCAGUGAGCAGUCAUAUAAAUUGGCUUCUGAACUAAAAGGUGUUAGGUUAAAUAUACCUUUAGGUAAUAAUGUUGACAGUUUAAAUGUUGGUACUGCCCUGGGAAUUAUUGUAUUUGAAAUGAAAAGGCAAUUUUUGAUUGCAACAUCUCAAGCAAGUGUUUAAUCAAGCACAGUCAAUUCUAAUGUACUUUUGUGAUCUAUUUAAACUUUAUGAGAAUGUAAAAUUUUGGAAAUCACUAAAACUUUGUCCAUUUUUACUUAUAUUUUCAUAUUUAAAAUAAAUAUAUCAAUAAGUGAAGACUUAUUCAAUGUUGUCUGAAUAUGGUUUUUGUUUUAAAAUAAUUUUAUCAAUGGAUUUAUUAUUGCAUAUGCUUUUUUCUCAUAGAAUAUUGAUUUGAAUACAUCAAUUUCGUAGAUAUUAUUCUUAAUCAUCAAGCCCUUUACAAAUAUUGCAUAUUUUCCAUAUACUUAGUGGACACUUUAUUAAAAAAGAUAA